Molecule: messenger RNA, 2512 nt
Organism: Cyprinodon variegatus (sheepshead minnow)
Lineage: Eukaryota; Metazoa; Chordata; Actinopteri; Cyprinodontiformes; Cyprinodontidae
Product: E3 ubiquitin-protein ligase RNF128-like
Exons: 2
Coding region: 202-1341 (379 amino acids)
Cellular component (GO): nucleoplasm; cytoplasm
Source: RefSeq, a predicted model, not a curated record
UUUUAUUAGUCUCAGUGUAUUGCCCCGAGUUACUGAUUAUGAAUUUUGUCUUAUCGUCAUUCUUAUCACACCUUUUCUUCUAGAACAUCGUUCUCUUCACCGACAGCUCAGUGCUGACUGUUUUUUCCUACUUGUUGAAUAGCACCACCCUUCCCUCUGUGUGGAUUGCUCACUGUUCAAGGUUCAGGAAGAUAACAAGAGAUGAGACUUACCAUGGGUGAGAAGACUCAACAGCCGCUGCUGCUAAUUUUGCUGUGUUUGUCGGGGCUUGUUCCCCGUUCUGCUGCUUUUAUGUUUUGGACAGCCUUGAUUGAGACAAGCUAUUCCUCCAGCAACAAUGAGACCAUGCCAAAGUACUGUGAGUGUGGGGUUUAUGGCCGUAACUCUCCUCUGAUACGAGCUGCAGGCUUUGUGGUUCUUCCAAAAGGAGAUCCCACAGGCUGUGGCCGAGAUGUCACCUACAGCCGGAACAGCUCCCAGUCAUGGAUAGCGCUGGUGAAAAGAGGCAACUGUACCUUCAGCGAAAAAAUCAAUGCUGCCAAGAAACAAGGAGCAGACGCAGUGGUGGUGUACAAUGUGGAGGGCAGUGGAAAUGGCACCACUCAUAUGUCUCACCCAGAUGCAGACGAAAUUGUCGCCAUCAUGAUCGGCAACAUUCAGGGCUCAGAGAUCGCCAGGUCAGUGAAAAAUGGGACAGUUGUCCAUAUGGUGAUAGAUGUAGGCACUGCUCACGGGCCCUGGAUGGACACGUACUGGCUCUACUUCCUUUCUCUUGCCUUCUUCAUCGUGACAGCUGCCUCCAUUGCCUACUUUGUGUUCAUCUCUGCAAACCGUCUGUACAACAUGAACAGGCACAAGCGUGCUGAGAAGAGGCUGAAAAAUGAGGCCAAAAAGGCCAUAGGGCGCCUUCAGGUUCGCACACUGAAACGAGGGGAUGAGCUCACUACCUCUGACUCAGUGUGCGCAGUUUGUAUUGAAUCCUACAAGGUGGGCGAGGUGGUGACGGUGCUAACCUGUGAGCACAUCUUCCACAAAACCUGCAUUGAACCCUGGCUGCUGGAGAGGAGGACCUGCCCCAUGUGCAAGUGUGACAUCCUGAAGACCCUGGGAGUCGAGGAAGAGGUCAAAGUGAGCGUGUCCAGAAGUUCUCCACCAGAGGUCACUGUGAUCACAGUGGCAGGAGGAGACACACUGUAUGAAGUCCCGCUGAAUGAGCCCAGGAGCCCUGAACCAGAGCAACAGCAGCAUUUCUAUGACAACAGGACCUUCGAACCAGAGCAACAGCAGCAUCUCUAUGACAACAGGGCCUUUGAGGAACACUCCGAGGCUGCUAGAGAAUGAAGUGCAGCAGGAACAAAACAAUGAACAAUAAUAACCCUUUACACUGAACCAGGACAGUUCAAUCAAGGGUCCAAUCAGAGAAAUCAUCUUCCAAUCCAGACAUAUUUAAAAACCAACUUAGAAUCAGUUAAGAGAAAACUGUUUUAAUUAGGUUGCAGUCAUUUUAUUUUCUUGGUAAUAAAGCAUUAAUUACACAUGUUUUCACAGAUGUGUCUUUAAAUGAUUGAAAACAAACAAGCUGCAGGAUGACAUCAGGUUCUCUUCUCUGUUUUGCAUAGGCGCCAUGUUUAUGGACACAGAGGGCAGGAAGGGAGUUAAAAAUCUGUACACUGUUGGGGCCAAAUUUUUUACUGUAGAUUUUGUCACUUUCUUGCGUCUCUUCCUUAUGAGCAAAAAAAUGUCUUUUCAUCAAAAUACUUUUGGUUAUUUCACUUUCUUUCUGUGUUUAAACUGGAUUGGAUUUUUCCAUUUUCGUUCAAGCUGAGCAGCUGUUUUUGUUUUAAAUGCAUGCCCGCAUGACCACACCCUUGACUGGAUCAGCAGGAAAGCUCACAUUGCACUACUAUGACAAACCAAAAUCCCCUGAAGGACUGUGCAGCUUUUGAAACAUUCUUGUUGGAACUGGCUUAUACCUUAUUGGGCAGUGAAAUGAAUGUAUGUCAUUGAGACUUUAGAUGAGCUUAAAAAAUCUUUUUCUUGGAUAGUGGGGAAAUAAAACAUUCCUGUCUUUUAAAUUAUAUAUAUCUAGACCUGUUUAUAAUUUAUAAAGUUUUUGUUAAUAUAAGAUGAUGAAAAAGGGUUUGAACAAUCUUCCACAGCUAAAGAACCGAUUUCAAAGCACAAAUUCUUUGUCUUCCUUGUUUUUGUCAAUUUAUUUGGUUUUUCUGGUCUACCUCUGACUGAGCUGCUUUAUGUUUAACUUAGAAGAUAUAUAUUUUUAAAAUUCCAGCAUUAGUCAAGUCUCACUUUAGAUAACAGUUGUUUUUUUUCCUUAACCUUUAAGGAUGUGCUCAAAACGGUACUUACUGUCCCUUUACCAAUGCUGAUUUAUUUCCAUGGAUGUUUUAUAGAUUCCGGGAGUCUUUAAUUGAAAUGUCAAAACAAAUGCAACUUCUGUAUUAAAUCACAUUGAUGUUUAUUAGAAUCAAUAAAUCCCUCAAAAUGAGGCUAA